UGAGCUGCGCGUAGAUAACGAACUCUCCCGCCCUCACAAAACGCCCUUCACGACACGCCCCACCAGAGGGGGAAAAAAAAGGCAACAGCAACACCGCCGCGACGACGACGAUGGCAGCCUCGCUCCAAGCCGCGGCCACCUUGAUGCAGCCGGCCAAGAUCGGCGGCCGGGCGCACUCCGCCUCGCUGCCGUCCCGGCCGUCGUCGCACCUCGCCAGGGCGUUCGGCGUCGACGCCGGCGCCGCCAGGAUCACUUGCUCCCUCCAGUCUGACAUCAGGGACGUCGCCAGCAAGUGCGUCGACGCCGCCAAGCUCGCCGGCUUCGCUCUCGCCACCUCUGCGCUCCUCGUCUCGGGCGCGAGCGCGGAGGGCACGCCCAGGAGGCUGACCUACGACCAGAUCCAGAGCUUGACGUACAUGGAGGUGAAGGGCACGGGCACGGCGAACCAGUGCCCGACCAUCGACGGCGGCGUGGAGGCGUUCCCGUUCAAGGCCGGCAAGUACCAGAUGAAGAAGCUGUGCUUGGAGCCGACGUCCUUCACGGUCAAGGCGGAGGGCAUCGCCAAGAACGCGCCGCCCGAGUUCCAGAAGACCAAGCUCAUGACCCGCCUCACCUACACGCUGGACGAGAUCGAGGGCCCGCUCGAGGUCGGCUCCGACGGCACCCUCAAGUUCGAGGAGAAGGACGGCAUCGACUACGCCGCCGUCACCGUGCAGCUCCCGGGAGGCGAGCGCGUGCCGUUCCUCUUCACCGUCAAGCAGCUCGUCGCCACCGGCAAGCCCGAGAGCUUCGGCGGGCCAUUCCUCGUGCCCAGCUACCGUGGCUCCUCUUUCCUCGACCCCAAGGGCCGUGGUGGCUCCACUGGGUACGACAACGCCGUCGCGCUCCCCGCCGGAGGCAGAGGCGACGAGGAGGAGCUCCUGAAGGAGAACAUCAAGAACGCCGCCGCGUCCACGGGCAACAUCACGUUGAGCGUCACCAAGAGCAACCCGGAGACCGGCGAGGUCAUCGGCGUCUUCGAGAGCGUGCAGCCGUCGGACACCGACCUCGGCGCCAAGGCGCCCAAGGAUGUCAAGAUCCAGGGGAUCUGGUACGCGCAGCUCGAGUGAUUCGUUCGUUCUAACUGCUACUAGGCGUCGGAACCGUCAUGGAUCGGAUCUUGGGAAAGUGUACCAUGGAGAACUUUGGAGAGCAGAGGAGGAGGAGUCGUGUAUGUACCUAUUAAUGCAAAUUCGGGCUGUUGGUUUUAAAUUUCAGUUUGAGUUUCUUCUUU
Messenger RNA from Sorghum bicolor (sorghum), 1273 nucleotides. Its product is annotated as oxygen-evolving enhancer protein 1, chloroplastic. Gene Ontology annotation, biological process: photosystem II assembly; photosystem II stabilization. The record is from RefSeq and is a predicted model, not a curated record. NCBI's taxonomy places the organism in Eukaryota, Viridiplantae, Streptophyta, Magnoliopsida, Poales, Poaceae. The coding region runs from base 111 to 1109 and encodes 332 amino acids. The transcript has 2 exons. Gene Ontology annotation, cellular component: photosystem II oxygen evolving complex. Gene Ontology annotation, molecular function: oxygen evolving activity.